UGUCGAUUGUGGUGUUUGCCUGCGUCGUCUGUUUUAUUUUACGAUUGACGCAAAGAGGAGGAUAGAAGAGGGCUUCAGUGCAAUGGUUGGAUAUUUUCGUAAAUUAUCACCUGCCAAGCUAUAACCCACCUUUUUUGCUUGUUUGAUUGAAGAAUGCGCUGGCUACAGGUGUAACUGGAACUGCACAAGCAUGAGGUCUGUUUAAAGCUGCAGAAGCUGUUCAAAUCUUUGAAUUUCCAACUUCAACUGUUUUUUGCAAUUUCCACUUUGGUUGAUAUCAUUUGACGUCUUAUAAAGGCCAAGAAAGGCGUCGUUUGGCCAUUUUCAAGGUUGCCAGUCACUCAUUAAAAUGAGUACCAGCAAGGUGAUAAGGUACUCAGGAAAUCAGCCUAUAACCAUCAAGCGAUGGAAAGCCAAAGAGGGCGAUUUUGUGUCUGUUGGUGCCAUUCUGUUUACAUAUGCACCAAUUGGAGAUGCUGGGUCUGGCUCCAAUGCCUCAACUGAACUGAAGUUCAAAAGUGAUGCAUAUGGAAAUCUGGAAAAGAUUGCUGCUAGGGCUGGUGAGACAGUUCAGCCCGGCAUUGAGGUGGCACAAAUGGGAGCCUGUCCCCAUCCUGUUGUUAUGAAGGACAUGUGUGCAGAGUGUGGAGCUGACCUGAGAACGGAAGAUAGCCAAGGGUCCGCGUCUGUGGCAAUGCUUCACAGCAUACCUGAGCUUCGUGUGAGCAAAGAGCAAGCUGAAACAAUUGGGAAAAGGGAUACGGAACUUCUAUUGCAGCACAAGAAACUGGUUUUGCUGGUAGAUCUGGAUCAAACACUGAUCCAUACAACCAAUGAUGAAAUACCUGCAAAUAUCAAGGAUGUGUAUCAUUUCCAGCUGUAUGGAAGCAACUCUCCCUGGUAUCACACCAGAUUUCGGCCAGGUACGCAGGAAUUCCUGAAAAACAUCUCAAAGUACUAUGAGCUUCACAUCUGCACAUUUGGUGCACGUCUGUAUGCCCAUACCAUUGCCAAGUUCCUGGAUCCAGAUGGUGUGUACUUUUCGAACAGGAUUCUCUCACGAGAUGAGUGUUUCAACCAGCAGAGCAAGACGGCUAAUCUAAGAGCUCUCUUCCCCUGUGGGGACAAAAUGGUCUGCAUCAUUGAUGACAGGGAAGAUGUUUGGAAUUAUGCUCCAAAUCUGAUCCAUGUCAAGCCAUACCAUUUCUUCAAGCACACAGGUGACAUCAAUGCGCCACCUGGCCUGGAGAAGGCUGAACAGGAUGACAAGGAAGGCUUUGACUUUUCAAAGCUGGAGACUACAAAAGAAGAACCACCAGAGGAAGAUGGAAGACCACCAGCUGGUGCAGUCCAAAGACGAGACUCAAUGCCCAACCUCUCCGAUGAUGAGGAUGAGGGGUCCAAUGAUAAGCCAGAUCCUUCGUCCGUUGAACAGGCUACUCCAGCAGUAGCAGAGGAACUUAGUGAUGAUCUCAACAUCUCUGACGAUGACGAUGAUGAGGCAGGGUCAUCCCCACAGGAUCCCGCUGCCCUUCCCGCCGAGGACGAUAAGCGGACCGCGGACCUGUCGCCAAAUGCCAAAUCGCCCGACGGCAGUGAGCCAGCGGCGGACAACUCGAGACAGAAAGACACCGCGGAGAUAACAUCACUGCCGGAGCCGACCGCAGAGCAGAGCCGUGAGCCAGACGGUGUCGACUCCCGCUCGGCUCCGGACCAGGACGGCUGCGAUUCGGGCGGCGCGGGCGAGCCUGGUGGCGGCGGCGUGUCCGGCAGCCCAAAGCCGGGCGUGGCGCCCGAGUCUCCGGCCGCCGGCGACGCGGCGGCGGCCGGCUCGUCGCCUGCGGCCGCCCGCGAGGCGGAGGCGGCCGGCGGCAGCCAGGCAGACGCCGCCGGCGAGCAGCGCUUCCCGUCCGACGUCAGGGACGGCGCCGCCGCCUCCGAGACGCGCGAGCUCGAGGUGGAGGACACGGACGACUACCUGAGCCACCUGGAGGACAUCCUGCUGCUCAUCCACCGCGCCUUCUACUCGAUGCUGAAGAAAAGCGACGCCGGCGAGCCGCCCGACCUGCGCCUGCUGAUCCCCUACGUAAGGAAGAAGGUGCUCAAGGGUGUGCGGCUGGUGUUUAGCGGCGUGGUGCCCAACAACCAGGAGCUGAGCAGCAGCCGGCCCUACCAGGUGGCCACUAACCUGGGCGCCGUGGUGCAGGACAGGCUGGUGAGGAAGGGGCCCCGGGACGAGCUCACCACCCACCUGGUGGCCGCCCGGCUCGGCACCGCCAAGGUUAACGAGGCGCUGCGCUCCAAACGCAUCCAGCUGGUGACGCUCGACUGGCUGUGGUCGUGCGCAGAGCGCUGGGAGCGCGUGGACGAGCGGCUUUUCCCGCUGCGCGCCGACACGGCCGUCAGCCGGGCGCCGCCGGCUCACUGCUCCAGCCCCGACCCGCAGGGCGAGCGCACGCGCCGACAGAGCUUUCAGGAGACGCUCAACCCGCUGCUGACGUUCUCGCCGGACGACAUCGCGCGCAUGGACGAGGAGGUGGAGGACAUCCUGCAGAGCGGCUCGGACCAGGACGACGACGCCGACGACGACGAGGCGCGGCGAGAGACGCCGCCGCCGCGGCCGGAGGCGCCGGCGCCGCCGCCGCCCGACGACUCGGACAGCGAGCGCAGCGACGAUGACGGCGCCGGCGCGUCUUCAGCCGCGCACCGCGCGCCCAGCGAGGACGGCUCGAGCGGCGACGAGUCGCACCCGGCGGCCACCGGGCGCGGCGCCAAACGGCGCGCCAGUGACGGCGGCGACUCGAGCGAGGACGAGUCGCCCAGCGUCAAGUUCCGGCGCGGCGAGCCGCUGCCCAGUGACGACGAGCUGGGCGGCGACGGCAACGACAGCGACGGCAACGGCCCGGACCUGGAGGAGGACUGGAGCAUGAUGGGCGCCGAGCUGGAACGGGAGCUGGGCGACGGCGACGGCGCCGACUAGCCGCUAGCCCGUCUCUGUGGGACCUGAACUCGGGCCGGUGGCGCGCGCGGCCCAGCGCCGUCUGCCGCCGAGCAGUGUGCUCCGUGCGGGCGGCGAGGAUUGCUCGCGGUGACAGUGGAUGGCGAGUCCGGUGGUGGUGGCGGAAGGCAGGCGCGGUGCGUUCGGUUGCAGUCGGAGUGCGCUGUUCCUUGUGUCGAUGGUUGUUUGAAUGUGGUGUGGUGUGGUGUGGCGUGGCCGGCCCGACCCGGACACUUGGGUCCGAUUCAACCUCAAUUCGUUCGCAAUAAUCGGACAGCGGCACGAGCGGAGCCGCCGCGCCCCGCGUGCCGUUCAUCUUCAUUUUGUGUUCAGGCAGUCUCUGGCGCGCAGAUUCGCUGGACCGUGCCAAGCGCCCCGAAGGCGACCAGGGGUAUCCUGCGCCAAUGAAUAUGGGGCUGAUGCGCGUCAGAUGUGCGCUAUUAGCUCUUCGAAAGAUUGGUGAUGUAAAACACUAGUGUUCGGUCGAUUAGGUGUAUGCGGACUCGUUUUAGAAUGGCUCGAGUGACGGCGUCACGUGUACGAUUGGACUGGAUUUGCUGGUACCUGUAUGACUGAGACGCUCGCCCAUCGCUCCGGCGGCGAAUGAUCUCCACAAAUCAUCUGCGCAUUCAUCUUUUGCGUCAUGCUCGCGGGGAGGGUGCUUCGUGGGCCGUCGGGCCAUGGCGUCACAUUGGCCUAGCGCAGUCCGCUACUGAUUUCUGUCCGUAAUUAUCAUCUUCAAACGCUUCAUCGCAGCAGUGACCCAGCUUCACCGUGGCCCAUUCCCGCCGGCGAUUGCGGCACCGGCUCUGGUAGCUGCCGCCUCCGCGUGUUUUUGUCGCUGUAUUGUCGCUGCGUGGAUCUUUGACCGCUUUUUUCCGCCACCUGUCUGUACCAGUUCCGCUGCGCCAAUAACUGCAAGCCCCACGUAACAGCUUUUGUCGCUUCUAGCGCUAUGUAUUGUUCGGGCACGUGAGACAGCGCAACGCAAACGAACUCGAUGCCACAUGAAAUACAUAUGUUUUGUAA
Messenger RNA from Amphibalanus amphitrite, 4027 nucleotides. It is a transcript of the gene Fcp1, whose product is annotated as RNA polymerase II subunit A C-terminal domain phosphatase-like. Gene Ontology annotation, cellular component: nucleus. The record is from RefSeq and is a predicted model, not a curated record. The transcript has a single exon. NCBI's taxonomy places the organism in Eukaryota, Metazoa, Arthropoda, Thecostraca, Balanomorpha, Balanidae. The coding region runs from base 350 to 2980 and encodes 876 amino acids. Gene Ontology annotation, molecular function: RNA polymerase II CTD heptapeptide repeat phosphatase activity.